UCGAGGCUGCAUCUUUAAUUUUCAGAUUUAACCAUAAUUUGUUUUGGUUUUUCCUUUUUGACGAAUUUCAGGAAAGAGAAUCAUCCCGUACUAAAACCACGUCAUAAUUAAGCCAGAAAAAAGCAGAGAAAAAUGCUUUAAAAACUGUUCUCAUUAUCAUUUCACAGAGUAAGCUCGAGUUCCCCAAACCCUAACCCCACACAUUUCCCAUUUUCGUCUUGCUGUCUCGAUGGAGAGCUACGGGUCGGGUUCAAGGCCGUACGGAGCGGAUCGGCGGAUGGAGAUAGUUAGCGGAAAGAACACGAGUGUCGUUGCAUCCAAUCAGAUACCGCCCGUUCCGGCUCGGACGAGUCAAGCGUCGACGAACUCGAAGCCGUGGGGUUUUACGGAUCCCGAGAUGAAGAGGAAGAAGAGGAUAGCGAAGUACAAGGUCUACACUGUUGAAGGGAAAAUGAAGGCUACUUUGGGGAAAGGUUUUCGUUGGAUCAAGAACAAGUGCUCGCAGAUCGUCCGUGGAUAUUAAAAAGCGGCGGAAGCUACGGCUCAGAUUGUGUACACGUCGGAUGGAGAGUGGGACCCGAUGAAAUCGACGGUUUAGACAUUUUUGGGCUAAAAACAAAACAAAACAAAAACUUGGUAAGUAA
Molecule: messenger RNA, 644 nt
Organism: Hibiscus syriacus
Lineage: Eukaryota; Viridiplantae; Streptophyta; Magnoliopsida; Malvales; Malvaceae
Exons: 1
Coding region: 230-523 (97 amino acids)
Source: RefSeq, a predicted model, not a curated record